AGUGCUCCCUGUUGUGCUUAUUAUGAAGACAACAUGCUAGAGAUCGCACCUGCCCCAGGCUUUGCAUUGGCAGGUGGAAGCAAUUCUCUUUGUAUUUCUCUGGAGCCCACAGUAAGGUGCAGCUAGAUCAGCUCCCACAGUGCCAGAAAGGGAAUCUCAGCUGGAGCAAAUACUUUGCAAGACUCUUGCUUUUCCAUGAAACUUUCAGCUUCUUGGAUGCUAACUUUGGAGCUGCCUCUGCGUUACUACCUGACCACAGGAGAGGAGAAACCAGCUGGACCAGCCUGCCUGGGAGUUUCACUGUGAUUUUAAUAAUGAUUUUAUGGCUUUUCCCCAGAAAGGAUUAGACUUCCAGUUUGGGACCAGCUAUUAACAUUUCAUUUGCCUUUUUAAUCUGAAUUUGCAUUCAGCAAACCCUAUUGCGCAGAACAGGAGGGCUCUUUGCUCCUUGGUGGAUCUCAGCCUACUUUGGCUAAGUGUGCAGUUGUGGUGGAGCAGCUGGGUGGGAAGGUGGAGGUGGCUUGGCUGGGUUUUAGGGCUUGCACAGUCAUGAAUCUCUUGGCCACAUUCCUGUCCUGACACUAUCACAGGACCCCGAGGCUUGGAGGGAACAUGGAAUUCCAAGAGAACUGAAGAGGGUUUGACUUGGUCCUCCCAGUGAGUGCUGGGGGCAGCUGCUUGCCUGGUUGACUGAGGAGUGGUUUUACCUUGAGACCAGUUGUGAACUGCUAGUCAGACUGGACACAUCCCAGAGCCUCAAUCUCAGCAAACCCUCUGCAGCAGUUUCCAAUGCUAUAAAUAAGAAUUAGUACACACAAGGAGCAGGAUGAGAAUAUGGCAGUCCUCUUGUUACCACCGGGUCCUGACAGCUUCCGCCGGUUCACCCCCGAAUCCCUGGCUGCAAUUGAAAAGCGCAUCGCCGAGGAACAGGCCAGGUCGGCAAAACAGGAAAACAGAGCGGAGGAAAAUAAUGAAGGAGGGAAGCCAAGGCCGCACCCUGACCUGGAAGCAGGCAAACAGCUCCCCCGCAUCUACGGCGACUUUCCUAAACACCUCAUCGGGCAGCCCUUGGAGGACAUCGACCCAUUCUACAGAAACAAGAAGACCUUUAUAGUACUAAAUAAAGGAAAGACAAUCUUCAGAUUUAGUGCCACACCUGCUUUGUAUAUAAUAAGCCCUUUCCAUCCCAUCCGAAGAGCUUCAAUCAAAAUUUUGGUACAUUCAUUGUUCAGUAUGUUUAUAAUGUGCACUAUUCUCACAAACUGCGUGUUUAUGGCCAUGUCUGACUCCAGUGCAUGGCUCAAGUAUGUUGAGUACACUUUCACUGGCAUUUAUACUUUUGAAUCAAUGAUAAAAAUACUGGCGCGAGGAUUUUGCUUGAAGCCAUUCACGUUUCUGCGAGACCCAUGGAACUGGCUGGAUUUCAGUGUUAUUGUUAUGGCAUAUGCAACUGAGUUUGUGGACCUGGGCAAUGUUUCUGCUUUGAGAACGUUCAGAGUACUUCGAGCUUUGAAAACAAUCUCGGUCAUUCCAGGUCUGAAGACCAUCGUUGGUGCCCUUAUUCAGUCAGUAAGGAAACUCGCGGACGUGAUGAUCCUCACGGUUUUCUGCCUGAGUGUCUUUGCCCUGACAGGGCUCCAGCUUUUCAUGGGUCACUUGAAACAAAAGUGCGUGAGAGAUCUGGAUUAUUUCAAUGCAACCAGGAUGGGUAUGCUGGACUGGAGUAACGAAUCAAUGUGGUCAUCUUAUGAAGCGUUCAUCAGCGACCCUGCAAACAUCUACCACAAGGAUGGAGCCAAGGAUGCCUUACUGUGUGGGAACAGCAGCGACGCCGGGAAGUGCCCUGAUGGGUUUAUUUGCAUGAAGACUGGCAGAAACCCAAAUUAUGGCUACACCAGUUUUGAUACGUUUGGCUGGGCAUUUCUUUCCCUAUUCCGCCUCAUGACGCAGGACUAUUGGGAGAACUUAUAUCAACAGACUCUCCGAGCAGCAGGGAAGACAUACAUGAUCUUUUUCGUCUUCGUCAUCUUUUUGGGUUCUUUUUACCUUGUAAAUUUGAUCCUGGCCGUAGUGGCUAUGGCGUAUGAAGAGCAGAACCAAGCCACCAUUGCCGAAGCAGAAGCGAAAGAGAGGGAAUUCCAGCAAGCCAUGGAGCAAUUAAAGAAAGAACAAGAGGCAUUAGCCAGCAAGGGACCAGAUGCUGCAUCCCACAGUUCCUGUGAAAUGUCACCAUUUAGCUCUAAAAGUGCCAAAGAGAGGAGAAACAGGAGAAAGAAAAAGAAAUCCUCAGAAACGGAAGAGUAUGGGGAAGAUAUGAAGCCCCCCAGGGGUGAGAUGGAUGAGGAGAGUCUCCGCAAGAUGUCCAUCCUUGGCAUUGGUUUUGGCCCUGGUUCUGGCAAACGCAGGAUAAGUCAAGGAAGCAUCUUUAACUUUCGAUUCCGCAACCGAGACCUCUGCUCUGAGACAGAGUUUGCAGAUGAUGAAGUCAGCAAUGCCAGCGAUGGUCACCGAGGAUCCCUGCUGGUCCCCCGCGCCGGAAGGCGGCAGAGCACCCAGAGUCAGACGAGCCCUCUUUCUUUUGCAAAUACACCCGGCUACACCCAGAAUGGAAAGAGAAACAGCUCUGUGGAUUGCAAUGGGGUGGUGUCAUUGGUCGGAGGAGCUGGGACGUAUUCCAACCCGACGUCGCCCGGUGGAUUACUAUUACCAGCUGUAAUUGUGGAAAAAUCAGGAGCUGAAGAAAAUGCAUCACCUACGGAUCUGGAACUGAGCAGAAUGCAGCUGCUAAUGCCCCACGCCCUGUCGGUGGAAUACGUGGAUCAGCCCUUCCAGAGACAGAGAGCAGUCAGCACCGUCAGCGUCCUCACUAAUGCUCUGGAAGAGCUCGAGGAAUCCCGGCAGAAGUGCCCUCCAUGUUGGAACCAUUUUGCCCAGAGUUACUUGAUCUGGGAUUGCUGCUCACUCUGGCUAGACAUUAAGGACGGGGUGAAAUUCGUGGUGAUGGACCCAUUUAUUGACUUGACCAUUACCAUUUGCAUUGUCCUCAACACGCUGUUCAUGGCGCUGGAGCAUUACAAGAUGACGCCAGAGUUUGAGUACAUGCUCUCUGUUGGAAACUAUGUUUUCACAGGCAUAUUCACAGCCGAAAUGGUCUUCAAAAUCAUUGCCUUAGAUCCAUAUUAUUAUUUCCAGCAGGGCUGGAAUAUAUUCGAUAGCAUCAUUGUUUGCUUGAGUUUAAUGGAAUUAUGCCUCGCCAGCAUGGGAAACCUCUCCGUCCUUCGCUCCUUCAGAUUGCUUCGAGUCUUCAAAUUGGCUAAGUCCUGGCCAACGUUAAACACUCUCAUCAAAAUCAUCGGGAAUUCCGUUGGAGCACUCGGCAACCUCACCCUUGUCUUGGCGAUCAUCGUCUUUAUCUUUGCCGUGGUCGGAGUGCAGCUUUUUGGGCGGAAUUAUUUUGAAUGCGUCUGUAAGAUCAGCGCUGAGUGCAAGCUCCCUCGCUGGCAUAUGCAUGACUUCUUCCACUCCUUUCUUAUUGUUUUCCGGGUUCUCUGUGGAGAAUGGAUAGAGACCAUGUGGGACUGCAUGGAGGUCGCUGGGCAACCUUUGUGCAUUCUUGUCUUCAUGCUGGUCAUGGUCAUUGGAAACCUUGUGGUGCUAAACCUUUUCCUGGCGUUGCUGCUGAGCUCCUUCAGUGCAGAUAACCUGUCGGCCCCAGAUGAGGACGGAGAAAUGAACAACCUCCAGAUCGCCAUUGCGCGCAUCCAGAGAGGGAUCCGCUUUGUCAAAAAAGCCAUAGUGGACUUCUUUUGUAACUUAUUCACCAGGCCCGACAAGCCGGCACAGGCUUUUAAAUCCAACCUUUCAACCAAAAACCAAAACAUCAACAACAUCAACCUGAACAAUCACAUCAACAUGUCCAACACCUGCAAGGAGGAUUUCCGAGAAGGGAACAGCACCAACGGGGGCAUUUCCAAAAAUGGGGAGAAGUACGUGGUCAGCGAGAGUGACGACUACAUGACCAGCCCCCGUCUGUCUGUCUGUGUGCCCAUUGCCUUGGGGGAGUCCGACGUGGAGUAUCAUGAGGAAGAUGAACAGAGCAUCUUUACCGAUGUCGAGAUCAGCAAAGAGAAGCAGGAUGACAGUAUAUCGGAGUGCAGUACGGUGGACCUGAGAAAAUCAAGGGAACUAAUUGAGCAACUUCCAGAAUCUUCAGAGGAAUUUGCGGAUCCAGAAGAGUGCUUCACCGAGGAUGCAAAUCGUCCGGAUGGCACAGGCUGCUUGCGAUACUGUUCGUGCUGCAGGAUAGAUAUCACCACGGGCGCUGGGAAGAUUUGGUGGAAACUGAGGAAGACCUGCUUCAAAAUUGUGGAACACAACUGGUUCGAGACAUUCAUCAUCUUCAUGAUCCUGCUGAGCAGCGGUGCCCUGGCAUUUGAAGAUAUCUACAUUGACCAGAAGAAAGUCGUCAAAACCAUACUUGAAUAUGCCGACAAGGUGUUCACUUAUGUCUUUGUCCUCGAGAUGCUUCUGAAAUGGGUGGCUUACGGCUUUAAAAAGUACUUUACCAACGCCUGGUGUUGGCUGGACUUCUUCAUUGUUGAUGUGUCAUUAAUAAGCCUGCUAGCUACCCCCCUUGGAUUAUCUGAACUUGGUCCUAUGAAAUCUCUUAGGACCCUCAGAGCCCUGAGACCAUUAAGAGCCUUAUCACGGUUUGAAGGGAUGAGGGUGGUAGUAAAUGCCUUGAUUGGGGCCAUCCCAUCCAUCAUGAAUGUGCUGCUGGUGUGUCUCAUUUUCUGGCUAAUUUUUAGCAUCAUGGGGGUCAAUUUAUUUGCUGGAAAGUUUGGGAAAUGCGUCAAUGCCACAACCAAAGAGGAGCUGUCCUAUCUCACGGUUGACAACAAAUCAAUGUGCAAUGAUUUCAUUAAUACAGAAGCCUACUGGACAAAAACAAAGGUCAACUUUGAUAACGUGGGGGCUGGAUAUCUGGCACUUCUACAGGUGGCGACAUUCAAAGGGUGGAUGGAUAUAAUGUACGCGGCCGUCGACUCACGUGAGAUUGAACAGCAGCCGAUUUACGAAAUAAAUAAGUACAUGUACCUGUAUUUCGUCAUCUUCAUCAUCUUCGGAUCUUUCUUCACCUUGAACCUGUUCAUUGGUGUGAUCAUUGACAAUUUUAACCAGCAGAAGAAGAAGUUAGGUGGGCAGGACAUUUUUAUGACAGAGGAACAAAAAAAAUACUACAAUGCAAUGAAGAAGCUGGGAUCUAAAAAACCUCAGAAACCUAUCCCCAGGCCACUGAACAAAUUCCAAGGGUUCGUCUUUGACAUCGUGACAAAGCAAGCAUUCGACAUCAUCAUCAUGAUCCUUAUUUGCCUUAACAUGGUCACCAUGAUGGUGGAGACGGACGAUCAAAGCAAAGAGAUUGAGAAUCUUCUGUACAAAAUCAACCUGGCGUUCGUGGUUCUUUUCAGCGGCGAAUGCAUCCUCAAGAUCCUUGCCCUCAGGUACUACUUCUUCACCAUCGGCUGGAACAUCUUUGAUUUCGUGGUGGUGAUUCUUUCGAUUGUUGGAAUUGUACUUUCGGAUAUUAUCGAAAAAUAUUUUGUAUCGCCGACAUUGUUCAGAGUAAUUCGCUUGGCGCGUAUUGGGCGUGUACUGCGGCUUAUCAGAGGAGCCAAGGGAAUCAGAACCCUUCUGUUUGCCUUAAUGAUGUCCCUCCCCGCCCUCUUUAACAUUGGCCUCUUACUCUUUCUUGUCAUGUUCAUCUACGCCAUUUUUGGGAUGUCUAACUUUGCCUACGUCAAGAUGGAAAGUGGGAUCGAUGAUAUGUUUAACUUCCAGACCUUUGGAAACAGCAUGAUCUGCCUGUUUCAGAUCACCACCUCUGCUGGUUGGGAUGGUCUCCUAAACCCCAUAUUGAACAGUGGACCUCCUGAUUGUGACCCAGAUAUUGCUAACCCCGGAAGCCCUACUCUGGGGAACUGUGGAAACCCCUCUGUGGGGAUUUGCUUUUUUGUCAGUUACAUUAUCAUAUCAUUUCUUAUUGUUGUAAAUAUGUACAUUGCUAUUAUCCUGGAAAACUUCAGCGUUGCGACUGAGGAGAGUACAGAACCAUUGAGCGAAGAUGACUUUGAGAUGUUUUAUGAAGUCUGGGAAAAGUUUGACCCGGAAGCCACGCAGUUCAUUUCUUACUCCGUCCUUUCCAACUUUGCGGAUACCCUUUCUGAGCCGCUGCGCAUAGCCAAACCAAAUAAGAUUAAACUCAUCGCAAUGGAUCUUCCCAUGGUCAGUGGAGAUAGGAUCCACUGCUUGGAUAUACUGUUUGCUUUUACCAAAAGGGUUCUUGGGGAAUCAGGUGAGAUGGAUGCUCUUAAGGUACAAAUGGAGGAGAAAUUCAUGGCCGCCAACCCGUCGAAAAUUUCUUAUGAACCCAUCACCACCACUCUAAAGCGGAAACAGGAGGAGGUAUCUGCUUGUGUGAUCCAAAGAGCCUACAGGAGGCACCUGCUGUGCCGUUCCAUGAAACAGGCCUCGUUCCUGUAUCGUCACCGAUCAUGUGACGACAACAUCAUUGAGGAAGAGGCCCCGGAAAAAGAGGGCCUUAUUGCCUAUAUGAUGACUGAGAAUUACGGGCGGCAACUGGAUAAAGUAGAAUCCUUAUCUUCUACUUCUUUCCCCCCUUCCUAUGACAGUGUCACCAGGGCCACCAGUGAGCACAGCCCUUUAAAACUGGGAGACUCGACAAACGACGACUUCACAGAUUGUAAAAUAUGUGCCGAUAGGGAUAAGGAGUCGUUUGUAUAAUCAUUGUUUUGAAAACGCUUUCCAAUAUUGUUUACAGAAUUAUAUGAUGUAAAGUGCACAACAGUUCUGCCAGCCUUCAUAUUAAAUUUAGUAAAAAAUGAAGUCGAAAAGUACUUUUCCCGCUGGACUACUGGGAGCCAGUCCUUCCCAGCGGGGGGCGCUGUGAAUGUUCACUUUGCUCUCUGUCUCUACAUGGAGAACUUACGCAGAGCGAAAAAGCCGUGGUAUGGUUAUGCGUACGCCGACGCGUAAGGUCGAUGCGCCGUAUGUCUCUGCGCAGAAAUGCCUGACUGUAUACAUUCAUUUAUGGUCUUAUACUAGUGUGUUUAGUAAAGGUAACCAAUGACCUUGCAUUCUAAAUUAAAUCCAAAUAUCACAAGCUGCUGUAGCAAAAAGUAUACACUUACUGUAUAUGUCUUGAAUGGUCUUUCAUAAAUUUAUAUUUGAUAUUUUUUUUUACAUAAGAAAAUAAUGUCUCCUUUUUUUUCCAUGAAAGGGGGGGGGGGCGGAUCCUCGUGGAACGGUCUGCCAUUCUAGACUCUCAAAUAAUGUUAAAUUAAAAAGAAAAAAAAAAGAAAUAAAUAAGGAGAACUGUUGGAUCUUGCUGCUGAAAAUUGUUUCGAAAUAUUUGAAUUGUUUAUUACGAGCUGAACAUGUAAUUGCUUGGCAUGAGUAAUGCAAAUAAAGCUUUUAAAAAGGGG
This is a messenger RNA of Xenopus tropicalis (tropical clawed frog), 7505 nucleotides long. It is a transcript of the gene scn5a, whose product is annotated as sodium channel, voltage gated, type V alpha subunit. The transcript is spliced from 28 exons. Gene Ontology annotation, cellular component: anchoring junction; membrane; T-tubule. Bases 835 to 6804 code for a protein of 1989 amino acids. NCBI's taxonomy places the organism in Eukaryota, Metazoa, Chordata, Amphibia, Anura, Pipidae. Gene Ontology annotation, biological process: regulation of heart rate; sodium ion import across plasma membrane; animal organ development. The record is from RefSeq and is a predicted model, not a curated record. Gene Ontology annotation, molecular function: voltage-gated sodium channel activity involved in cardiac muscle cell action potential; monoatomic ion channel activity; voltage-gated sodium channel activity.